This is a messenger RNA of Striga asiatica, 381 nucleotides long. The record is from the annotation of a GenBank genome assembly. Lineage: Eukaryota; Viridiplantae; Streptophyta; Magnoliopsida; Lamiales; Orobanchaceae.
AUGAUGGGUCAUACAGUGAGCUCAUCACCCGAUCAUGGUUUACCGAAACUAACAGUUAUUAACUUGCCCAACAGGCACCCGACGCUAGACGAGAUGUGGGUGAGCUUCACUAGGAGUCCUGGGGAGGGAAGCCACUGUGCUUGCGAAGUUCUGUUAGUUUUGGUAAAUUAUGAUCGGGUGACGAGCUCACUGUAUGACCCAUCAUUGCGGAGAUGGCUUCCAGAUCAAAAUUUCAGGGGGAAAAUAUAUUGUUUCAUCAAAAAGCGCUAUCUGAGGGAUCGCCCAACUGUACGAAUAAUUGACAUUGGGGGUCAGCUUCGGGAGGCGAAUAUGGUGAGCUCCGUGCUGAGGGAGGAUAAAUUCAUUGGAUUUGUUGUUUAA